AACAUGGCUACUGCAGCUGAGAAAAACAGAGGGGAGCUGCAGAAGGAAUUGGUGUGUGCCAUCUGCCUGGACUAUUUCAACGACCCAGUGAUCUUGAAAUGCGGUCACAAUUUCUGCCGUGUGUGCAUCCUUAUGCACUGGGAAGAAAACGGUGGCGAUGAUAUCGGUUAUCAAUGCCCGGAGUGCAGAAUGGUAUUUGGCAAGAUGAGCUUUACUAAGAAUUACCUGGUCAAGAAUUUGGUCGACAAAUUGAGUGAAUUUGACUGUCUGAAGACCGUCAAGCCAGCUGCACCAUCAAAGUCCUUAAAAAUGGACGGGAAAUGUGAGAGGCAUCACGAGGAGCUGAAGUUGUAUUGCCACAGCGACAGUAAACCCAUCUGCGUUGUGUGCAGGGAGUCCAGGGCGCACAGACACCAUGAAGUGGCGCCUUUACCAGAAGUCAUUGAAGACAUGAAGAGUGAGUUGAGGAUGAGGCUUAUCAAGCUGAACUGGCAGAAGUCGAUGUGUUCCAGAGUGAAGGCCAUUGACGAGCAGGCCAAGAAUGAUGCCAAGAUGAAGAAGCAGGCCUUGAAGGAGAAGAUCGAGGAGGACGUGGGAGCGAUGGUGCAGUUCCUCCUGGACGAGAAGGACGAUCUCCUGGAGAGUCUGGAGGCCGAGGAGGUGGCCACCGUGGCCCUGCUCGACGACAACCUCAAGCUGGUGGGCAGCGAGGAGGUAUCGGUGGACAAGGCCAUCACAGACAUCCAGAACCAGCUCAGCGAUUCCGCCAACUUUGAGGCCAUUCGGAAGUUGUAUACCAGGUGGGUUCAAUGUCCAUUCCAAGGAAGCAGCUCUGUGACGGCCACCAACUGCCCCCCGGACUGGACCGAGUUCACAGGACCGUUCCAACUCAUCAUGUGGAAGAAGAUGAUGCACGUCUUACAUACAAUGCCUCAGAAUCUCACACUGGACCUGGACACGGCGCACCCGGGCCUGGCCAUCAGCGACUUCGACACCAAGGUGGAGGAGGGCCGCACGCGCUCGCAGGAGGCCGACGUGCCGCAGCGCUUCACGCGCUUCUUCGGCGUGCUGGCCACGGCGCAGUACUCCAGCGGCCAGCACUACUGGGAGGUGGACGUGCGCGACAAGGGCGUCUGGUACCUGGGCGUCACCACCGAGUACAGCAACCGCAAGGGCUUCGUCAACCUGUCGCCGUCCGCCGGCUACUGGAGCCUGUGCCUGCAGGACCGGCUCUACGCCAACGAGGAGGACGCGCGCAUCCCCGUGGCCGACUACUGGAACUCGCCGCGCGUGGGCGUCUUCCUGGACUACGACCGCGGCCGCGUGGCCUUCUACGACGCCGUCACCAUGAAGCGCAUCUACGCGUUCAACGCCUACUUCGACGAGCCCGUGUCCCCCUUCUUCAGCCCGGGGAAGAACGACCCCGGCAGCCGCCUCCAGAUCUGCCACUACUACUGAGGGGGGGAUUACACCGGCCGACCCCGUUUAGGGUUUUUAAAACGCUUAACAGAGCCGCAAACGCAGGCAGAGGAGGCAAGCGCAACUCCUCAAGGAUGUACUUAGCGUGUCUCCGCAUUUUACACGUGAGGAGAGCUGUGGCCAACGGCUGCCCUGUGGUAAACUCUUAGGAUUGUUCAGGGCAGCGACGCAGUUGCUUUCUAGUGCUUUGGAUUCCCAGAAUGCCACGAUUUCAAUGGUCUUCGGACUUGAUGUUUUCAUGCCAGAGUUUGAGAAUCCCUAUGUAUCCCUAUGACCACAAUCAGGUAGACGUACUGCAAGUCAGUAUUUUGACUUCAGUGUUUCUGUUACGUUAAAGAGUUCAUUUCAAAUAAAUCGGCUACCCCUUAGUUAUAUUUUCCUGUAAUUUAAUGCAUUCCUUAUUGAAAUCUCACUGUAAAUAACUGGUGGUGCACACUAUUUACCACAAUUUAAAUAUGAGCUUCUCAUUUCAUGUUACUUAUUGUUUUCUUUUCUUUUCAAGCAAAAGCCUGGUUACAGUUUUAUCACAACUUCUUGAACUGUAUAUUUUUUCCCCUUCAUUAAUAUUUUAGUUUGAUGUAGACUUUUAUUUACAUGAAGCAAACAUUUGUAAGUGCAGGCACUGGAAUAAUCUUUUAGUUUCUUAAUGAUUGAUGACUUUAGGAUGCAAGGCGUGUUUAGGAUAGAGGUGCACCAGUACUAUUUAUAGUAAGCCAUUUCCUACUCCCAAGUUUCAAGGCGUGCGCUUGUGCGCGUGUGUGUGUGUGUGUGCGCGUGCGUGCGUGUGUGUUUGUGUGCGUGUCCAAAUUCUAAUGACCUUCUAUCACGUUUAUCAAAGUUUUUUUGAUUUGGGUGUUAUUUCCUGAAUCUUCUAAGAUGAGUAGCUAUUGUAUUAGCAACCAUGGGCAAAUGUACAUGCUAGAUAGAUUUUACAGACCUCAAUUACAGAUAUGACAGAUUAUCUAGUUAGGGCCAUACAGAUUAGUGGCAUCUGAAAGAACACUAUGUACAGCAAAUCCAUUUAUCAUGUAUAAAGUUAUUUGUUAAACUGUUGGAAGACUAUACAUUUCAAGACACUAAAAUUUAGUAGCAAUAACUAUGAAAAGGAAACUUUUUCCCAGGAGUAUUUCUUUUGGGUCAAUGAAAUGAAAAAUGGAAGUAUCUAUUUACACAAAGGGAUAGAAACCUGUAAUUAUCCAUAUCCAAGGUAUCCAUGUUUUGUUUUCACAAAAUUAAUUGCAGGUACCAAUGUACAGCCUAAUAAAGGAACAUUUCCUUCCGAAGGAAAGGAAAAGCACACCAUUGGUGCACCUCUAGUUUCACUUGUGUGUGUGUGUGUGUGUGUGUGUGUGUUUUGCGGGGCCACAAGCCUUUGACUUUGUUUCAUGGGAAUUGUUUUUAUGGUCAUAUUCACAUUGUCAAAACUGCCAUGUUUUCUUAAACACAUCUCUGUUCUCCCCCUACAUCAAGUGAAAGGGGCCAGCACACUACUUCCUUUAAAAUGUGCUUAUUUCAGAAUUGUAUGUUUUGUAAGCCUUUCCUCCAGGUUAUGUUUUAUGGCUGUUUUGUGUUGUAAGUGCCCCCUCAUUGGGUUUAUUGGACGUUUUAUGCCAUUGAGAAACGUUGCUGAAUGGGUGGGGAUGGGGUGGCACAUUUGAACUGUGAACAUUUUAACUUUUCUGUAUGAGAAUUCUGCUUUAGUAUAAAUACAACAUGUAAUGAACCAUAACGGCAAUUUUAUGAUUUGAAAAAUAAAAUUUAACUGGA
This is a messenger RNA of Sardina pilchardus (European sardine), 3246 nucleotides long. It is a transcript of the gene trim47, whose product is annotated as tripartite motif containing 47. Gene Ontology annotation, cellular component: cytoplasm. The coding region runs from base 4 to 1458 and encodes 484 amino acids. The record is from RefSeq and is a predicted model, not a curated record. NCBI's taxonomy places the organism in Eukaryota, Metazoa, Chordata, Actinopteri, Clupeiformes, Clupeidae. The transcript has 8 exons. Gene Ontology annotation, molecular function: zinc ion binding; protein binding; ubiquitin protein ligase activity. Gene Ontology annotation, biological process: protein ubiquitination.